CCGGGUGUAAUAAUACGCUCCGUUUCCCAGUAGACCUUCGAUGCAACGAUCACCUGACGACCGACGAAACCGCGACGCUAGUUUCUGCAAUUCUCGCAAACUUGCUGGGCGAUUCGAGACUCCGAUUGCGUUUUAGUUUCUCCACCUGAUAAGCAAGAAGUUCUUAAAAGUAAACGGUUUAAAGAAUCGCCAUCGCCCCUUGACGCGCACAUCGGUAUUGCACCUUCAGGGGUACUUCAAGAAGUGCGUCUAACGGGACACCGGUGACUCCCGAAUCCGGAUUGCAUGCAAGGUAAAACGGGGAAAUUUGUUUAUUAGGGAUCAAGCAACCAUAUUCGUUGAAGAUAAUGUGCAAGUCGAGUAUAAGAAAUUGGAUUUAAUUCUCUCGGCACUCGCCGAGCGUUCCGUAACUUGAUUAGAAUCGAGGCGGAGCCGCUUACGCAUCGGUCACUAGUGGCGGCCCGAAGCGCGGCGAUUCGUUCGUAGAGGUUAGCCGCGAGCAGCGGCGUUCAGUGGAGCCAAGUAGGCGUCGUUCGGCAGCCGAACGUUCUCACCGCCGCAACUCAUCGCAGCUCGACGUGACUCGCCGCUCGGCAGGCGCCGACGUCGACAGGUUGUCGGGCACGAGAGAAGCCAGAAGUUCUUCCGUUACCUUCCGCGAGUCCACGAGGCCUCGAGUCGCAUCCGCUGGUGCUUAUCCGCGAUACCAACGUCGACGUCAGUGAUAUCGUCGCGAUAAAACUACUCCUGCACGUUCAAAUAUAUACCGUACUUGGUGGUUAAAAUGGCCGAACAAGAGGUCCCGCAAUUGGCGGACCCUCCUACGGGUAAUCACCAGGAGGAGAGCUUCUUCGCGAGCUUCGUAGCCGAGGUUGUACGUAGUCCCCUUAACCUCACCCUAGUCGCGAUAAUCGCUUCCCUCGUUUAUGCGAUUAUCAAGAGCAAAAUAAGGCCAGAAAAGCCACAAGUCACAGUCAUGAAACAAUUGCCUAAAAUGAGGAGAGAUUUCACCCUCGAGGAACUGAAGAAGUACGACGGUACUGGGCCCGAUGGACGUAUCUGCGUAGCUGUUAACGGUAGUGUCUAUGACGUUACCAAGGGCUCCAGAUUCUAUGGUCCUGGAGGGAUUUAUGCAGCUUUUGGAGGACGAGAUGCCAGCCGGGGAUUGGCCACUUUUGACGUUACUGGACAAGACAAGUACGAUGACUUGAGUGAUUUAGACACUGCACAAAUGAAUUCGGUCUUGGAAUGGGAAGCACAAUUCAAAGAGAGGUACGAUUAUGUUGGAAAAUUAUUGAAACCUGGAGAAACGCCAACAAAUUAUUCAGACGAAGAAGACGAAGGAAGCCAACAAGAGAGCGAAAGUAAACUUAAAAAUGAAUGACCAUUCGUUUAUGUCAUGGCAGUCAAAUAUAUUCCUGCAAAUACUGCGCACACACAAUCAUCGAAAUUCUCAGGAUUCUUAUUCGCAAAUGUUGCAAAUAUUUUGCAGGAUGUAUCACUUCUUUGUGAAGAUAUUCGAGCAAAAAGCAAAAUAAUUACUGUCGCCAGAUGUAUACAAAUAUUUGGGCCUUAAGUUACACAUCAAGACUUGAUUUAAGUAUCCUUUUAUUCGGUCAGAAUGAUAUUCUUCAGGUACUUUGAAUGUUUCUCUAACAUCUGUACAAAAUAUUUUCUAAGAGCGUUUAAAAACUUAUAAUAAGCAAACUAAGUACUGAAAUGUAUUUGGUUCUGUUGUGAAUGAACCAUCGUAGAGUCAAAUGCAAAACAGAUAUAUAAUUAUAUACAAGAUGUCCCAUACAUUUAUGGUUAUGGCCUGGAAAUGAUAUCUAUAUUGAAUGACGAUAAUAAUACAAUUGUAUUUUUACGGAGCGUCUUGUAUACGUAUGUACUUUCCCGUGUAAUUUAUUUCAAUGUGCAAUUUCUACAACAAGCCUGUAAAGUGAAUUUAUUUAUCAUGUUUUAUCUCAUAUUUAUAUCACAGUACUACAAGUUCAGUUUAUAUUUAUCCAUUCUCAUAAAUCCGGGGUUAAGCAGUAAGUGAUACAUUAAUUACAAACAACAGAUUCUAAAAAGUGAUUUGAUCCAAUCACGAGACGCGAUAGCAUCUCAAACAAGUUCAUGGUUAACUGAACAUUUUUUUUUUUACGCCGAAAGUGUUUUUUAAUGAGACAUGAAUUACAUGGUAUAUACGUCGCGAAUGCAUGGUAUUACGACUUUGUGCGAAAGGCUAAUCCUAAGCAUAUCUAUCCGUACGACAUUUCUUAUUUAAUAUGUCGUAAAAUUCAUAAUUACUAUGAUUUAUAAAUAUUAACUUUGAUCAUAGAAAAUAUUGUAGGUAAAUGAAUAUACCAUAAUUGUGCCGAAUACCAAGCUUAUAAUAAUUGAAAAAGAAUCUAACUACCAUAGAAUUUUUAUAACUCAUCGUCUUUGCGAUAAAGUCGGAAGUUUGAUAACAAAUUACACAUUAUUAUUCGAUCACCGUUUACUUGUGUAAUGACAUUAUUGCAUUGUUGAGGAUUGUAUGCAAAUUUUAACCGUGCAUACCUACUAUUAGAUGAACUCCUGAUAUGCAAUUACUUUUGUGUAACAUAACGUUAUAUUGGUAAUGUAGAAAUUUUAUACAACUCAGCAUUGUGUAGCUAUAUUGUAUCGUUAUGGUUUUCGAGAAAAGUGGGGAAUACAUUGAAAAAAUACUGCUAUGCAUUUCACAUAUAUGUACAUUUGAAUAAAACCUGCUGAAAGGGAAACCACAACGUAUUGUUUAUAUAAAGUCUAAAAUAGUUCACUUUUUCAUACAUAAGUCGCAAAUUAUUCAAGACAUGAACCAAAAAUGGGGCCUCGAUUAAAAAAAUUCAAUUGUUAAAUGAAUUUCACUGAUUAACGUAUUCUCCACAAGUUUCGAUUACCUUAAAAUAUGAAAUGUAAAAAUGGUUUAGUUGACGAAGAGUUACUUUUAGACACGUGAAUAUAAUUUUUGUAAAUUUCAAUCAACGCGGAUCGAUGAACAAUUACCAUGCUGCGAGUAAAGCAGAAGUUGCAACACUAAUUAAAGGCUAUUGUUCGCAUCUUAAUGUUGGUACGGGUUACUUAUACAAUUUUACCUAAUGUAGCAACAGUACAUAUUCUUAAAAGAAAAAAGAAAGGACUAUGUGCGACGUGCACGAGGAGCAAUAUUGAAUGUAGCAAACGUACUUUAUAUCAUCAGAAGAGAUUUUUUGAGUUACCUUAUCCAAAGUUUAAAUUUUCACUUUAAUUAAUUUAUGCUUUUUUUUUUUCAUCAAAUCAAUGUUACUAACAAUGACUAACAUCAUGUUCUCGACAUGUCCUCUUUUGAAAUCAUUGUUUACAAUAAAAAGUCGCGGGCGUUGAAUUUCUUAUUGAUUUAAUUUAUUCGCCCAAUUGGCAUAAGUGAUUGCAUUGAAAAGAAAAUUGAGAACAAUCUCAAUCAUUUUCGACAUACCUUACAAAAACGAGCUUAUCAUUUACAUUAGUUUCUAGCCUGUAUCUAUGCCUUGAAUAAAAUGCAUUUAUUUUCGGUA
This is a messenger RNA of Orussus abietinus, 3542 nucleotides long. RefSeq names its product membrane-associated progesterone receptor component 1 (gene MSBP). Lineage: Eukaryota; Metazoa; Arthropoda; Insecta; Hymenoptera; Orussidae. The coding region runs from base 785 to 1384 and encodes 199 amino acids. The transcript is spliced from 3 exons. Gene Ontology annotation, cellular component: endomembrane system; membrane. The record is from RefSeq and is a predicted model, not a curated record.